AAGUGAGUCUGAUAUUAUAUGAUUUUGAUCUGCUGAGUUUAGUCUUCCAGGCAGUUUUCUUCUCCCAGCACGUACAUGCUCCGCUCCUCUUCAGCGACCCUCCGCAUCAUCUCACUUCAUUACAUUUACUUAUCACCUCAACUGUUUGCCUGACACUGUCUGUCGUCAGAUUAGGUUUCACAUAACCUGGAAGUCUGCACCCAGGGUCGACCCCCAUCCCCUGGCUCUGAGGCGGUGAUGCCGCUCGGCUAGCGGAGCUGCUCAGUAGCUAAUUAGUCACCGAAGCUCCGUGGAAACGGUCACAUCAGCGGUGUGUCAGCGAUGUUCGCCGCCGACACACAGCGAUGUUAGCCGCAGACACACGCAACAUGUAGUUGUAGUUGGGGCGUCAUGAGCUGCAGCGCCCGUACACGAGCAGCAAGCAGCCGUGCUAGCCAGCGGUGGCCAACUUGCUAACGCGUAGCAUUUUUCAGCGAUUGCGACCACAUGCUCGCCCAGUCCCCCGGUGUGCACCCUUCAGUCUGCCGCGGUUUGGGAGUAGACAUGACGGACGGUUAGAGUCUCCAUCAGCCCGUCAACAUGAGACCCGCACAGCAGUGAGCUAGCUAGCAGGCUGCUGUUAGCGGCUAACUUAGCCGGUGAUGCUAGCAGCAGAGUCCGUCCACGCCGCCCGCAGCUGAAGUCACGUCCGCCCCAUGGAGCUGAAGCGUUGGCCGGCUUGCCAAAGAUGACGGGCCGCCUGAGCCGGGUUUUUGUGCCUCUGUCUGCAGGAGGCGGAACAUGGAAGCCGAGGGAGAGUGGGACAAAGAUCUGAGUGCGCACAAGCUGCUGGAUAAGAAAGUGCUCCGCAAGCAGAAUGGAGGGAUCGGUAUAGCCAGGACUCUCCACGGUCUGUUUAAAAACCCAAACUCGCUGCAGAUUCAGUCCAUCGCCCGCUCAGAAUGUGCUGGCUCCUGUCCAAAUCUAAUGAUGAGUAGGACCGAGCACGCCGAUGCGAGGCCCGUCCCCGUGGCCCUUACCCCCCAGCUCCCCCCCAGAGCUCACCGGCCCCUCUGCGUGUCGGUCUCCUCCGACAGCAGCGGCCGCUUCAAAGCUCUGGAGACGCAGGAGUGGAAGAACAACCUCAAAGCUCAGAUGGAGCAGGCCCACAGUGCAGGAGCUGCCAGCAGCACAGGCUCUCUGGAGCGAGCCUCCCUGUUCUGCGCCUCAGCUUCCACCACAGCGUCCAGCUCCAGCCUGUCCAGUCCAGUGGAGAUCCUCAACAAGAGCAAAUCCUCCAGCCGCUUCUCUCUCUUCUCUCCGCCCUGGAACAGCAGCUCUGAGUCUGACUCCAACCCGCCGUCCCGUUCUGGUUCCAAGAAAUUGCGCAACUACAGCAGGAGAGCUGCCACGGGGCCGGCAGGAGCCAGGGGCCCCGAUACACCUGAGCCUAAACCCAGCGGCCCUGAACACUUCCAGUACUCUGAACCUGUCAUCUCCAAAGUGACGGACUACAUCUAUGUUGGCAACCUCAAUGCGGCAUACAAUGGACGCACCUUGUGCCGCAACAACAUUGACAGUAUCAUAGAUAUGAGCAGCGUGCCGGGGGAACCGGGCCCCAGCCUCAGCCUCAUACCCUGCACCUGCACUCGCGGUGCCCGACACAGCUGGUCUCGCCUCAAGGUAGACAUUGGAGACGUGCCGGAGGCUCUGGGUGACGGCCCGGCCCUGAAACAGUGCUGCUUCGAGGACAUCAACGAAUGCAUUGACGCCUCCACAGAGAAGAGGAAGCGUGUCCUGGUCCACUGUCGGGACGGGUUCUCCUUGGCACCGACGUGUAUCAUCCAGUACCUGAUGGUGAAGCAGAACAUGAGGCUGAUUGCCGCCUACGAGCUGCUGAGGGCCAAGUACCCGGUCAACAUCAGGGAAUGUCACCAGAAUGUGCUGGUGAGCCUGGAGAGGGCGCUGCGGCCCGGGGGCAACGUCAACCCUGAGUGCUUUAAACAGGCCAUCUCACGCAAAGUGGCGUGGACCUGACUCACUUUCCCAACAUGCUCAGCUGCUGCUUAUGGUAUAAAAUAUUUUCCUAAAAACAAUCAAGGGCAGUUGUACUUUGCCCUGUCGACUGGUCAACUGGAUGUUAUUGUCCUCACCUGAGUUCAGUGGCUGUAAAAUGUAUGAAUUUGAUGUAUUUUCUCCUCAAACCUAUAAAUGUGACCUGUCCGUUGUUCCUCCCCUCUCACAGAACAGGAGACGCAAUAGACUUCACUGUAAUGUAUACAGCUUCGUGGUAUCACAAUGUAAUAGUGUUGGCUGUAUAGUUGAUAUAGUCCUGCUCCAGUUCUGUGCCAUGCCGUCAUGGUGGUGUUUUCUAUCAGGGGAAAUUAUUAAUGGGAGAUCUCAGGAGAUUAUUGAUGUCAUUCCAGUAAAGGGUGGGAAAUUACUCAUCAGAUGAGUCUGUGGCCACGUUCACACCUGGAAAUAAAAUGCGUCUUGGUGAGCUAUAUGUGGCAUAUAUGGUCUGUUAAUACUGUAUGUUCACCACUGUUGGAAAGACCAAUAUCAGUCUAUUAGAUGCAGCCAACAGAUACAGAAUGUUGAGUUGGUGGGUUUUGAUGCACAGAAACACUGCUACAGGUGUGGAAUUGCCCUUCAGGUGUCUGAAAAUCACAACAUUAUGAUUAUUAUAUAAAUCUACACUUUCAAAAUAUGCAACUAAUACACCCCCCCACCACAUGCAAAUGGAGCAUGAGAUAAAGACAAAACUGGGGCCUGUUCAUAAAAACAUUAGUCUAUAGCACCACUGGUGGUCAAAAUCUUUAACUAUUAGAACCAAUAAGGUAUCCGUAAACCUCGAGACUUCCUUUGUGGCUCCAUAGCUGCUGAGCCUGAACUGUGCUUUAAAAGCAGUUAAACUCCACACACUGAUUUAAAUCAAAUUCCAAUGUGAAACUGAAACACAAGUGGCCACUCAAGAUGCAUUUUUAGAAAUUACAGGUGUGAGCUUAGAUCAGUUUUAUAUAGAUUUUUACACAAAGAUCUGAGCCAGAAAUAAGUACCAGGCAAUCAUUUGUUUGGAGGCUUGUUUUUCUUCCUAAAAUAUGUUUAGCUGGUGAAAUAGUUGUUUGAAGCCACUGUCGGUGGGUUAAAAAUAGUUUGUUUCUGACCCUGUUGAAACAAAGCUGCCACUCAGAAGAACAGAGGACAUACGUGUGAUUUGUCACCAUUGGAUCCAUCACCACUGACUGGAUUACAUUGAUUUAUCGGCUUCUAUCGCAAGAGGGAACUUUGCACACGGACACGUGAUUUAAAUGUAAAGCUUCUGUUGUUUGUGACCUUUUCAUGCAGUUUCUUUUUUGUUUUUCCGAGGUCAUACUUGAUGGAAGAUGAACGGUUCGACCUCUCCUCCGUGAGGAAGACUGUAGCCCCAUUUUUAGCCACAGUUUGUUUGAUUUAUCUCUCUGGUGGUGCUCAAACUGUGGCUUUGUUGAUUUGAACUUGAGUGUAUGCAGUGAGGCUGGGUGUCGUGCAUCUCUGUGGAUUUUCAGUAUUAGUGUUUGAGUGCCGCUGAACUGCGAUUCAGGGUUUACACUGCAAGAGAAGAUUUUUGCACUACUCACAGGGUUGUUUAAUGCAAGUAUUGAUUUUUUUAUUUAAAUAUUGUUUAAAUAUUUUUUGAGUUUGACAGUUGGCAUGUUUACACACCUAUUAGACUAACCAGAUUAAAGGGAUGGUUCCCUGAAAAAUGGAAAUUCAAUCAUUAUCUACUCACCACUAUGCCGAUGGAGGAGGGGAUGAAGUGUUUGAGUCCACCAAACAUUUCUGGAGUCUCAGAAUUAACCUUUUGUUGCAGCAGAAUCCAACACAAAUGAAGUGAAUUGUGACCUCUUCUUCAGACGUAAUAAAUCAACAGGAAAAACACAACAUACUGCAUAUGUGGUGUCAUCCAAUUGUCCGCAAGCCCGAAAUUCGUAUUUGUCUCAAACAAGGUUAUUUACACCGUGUUUUAUGCCUAAAAGUCAUCUGGAAGUGGCUACGCUAGUGGAUGUAGCCACUUGAUGGUGUGCCAGAAGGUCCAUGAAUGCACCUCGUCAGAAGAUAUCAGAGGACAUUUAGGCUAAAACAUGGUGUAAAUAACCUUGUUUCAAGACAAAUAUGAAUGUCAGGCCUUACGGACACUUGGAUGACACCACACGAGCAGUAUAAAGGCAUGUUAUGUCUUUUCUGUUAUUAUAUUACGUCUGAAGCUUUGGUCACUAAUUUCUUCAAUUGUAUUUGAUUCUGCUGCAACGCUGUUUACCCCUGAAACUCCAGAAGUGUUUUGUGGACUCAAACACUUCACCCACCUUUCAUCGGCAUAGUGGUGAGUGGAUAAUUAGUGAAUUAAAAAUGUUCUGUGAACUAUCCCUUUAAGAUUAUGGUUCAAUUAAAGUGGCUACAUGGUUCACAUCAUAUGAGUUGCCCGAUAGCUUGAGUUGACAUUUGUUUAUUGUGUUGGGCUGCUACAAAAACAACAUGAACUUUUAUUCAGUAUCUUAUGUUUGUUUUCUACCACUGCUCUUUGAUCAAAUAACCCAAACACAACAAAAAAAUGAUGUUAAUAUGAUAAAAAGCAGGUUAUGAUAAUCAGUUUAUUUUCUGAUCAUAAUGAUUUGACCACGGUCUAACAAGGCUGCAAAUAAUAUUAAAAUUAUAUAAUUUGACCUGUUAUCUUUCAAUUGAUAUAUCAUUAAAGUCUGUCAAAUAUCAGAUGAAGGUAAAAACUCAUGUUCUUUACAGUUUUAGUUGAUGUCUUCACAAGGUCCUGUUUUGCCAAACUCCCAAAUAUUCAACUUGCAGUGACACAAAACAAAAAAGGAGCAUAUCUUCACGUCGGAGAAUGAUUUUUGUUUCUGCUUUUGAUAAAUUACUUAAAACAUCACACAAUUGUUGAAACUGUAGCUGAUUAAUCCUCUAUAUAUGAGCUACUUGAUUAAUCAUCUAGUUUCAGCACUUGUGCCAACACUGGAUAUAUGACUCCAGACACAGCUGAGUCAGUACUCAGAAAAGUGAGGUUUGAUAUCUGACCUCUUUUGGCCCCAUAGGACCUGAUUUUAACAUCCGUCCUGAGAGAUCUGAUCACAAUUGGUCAGCUCUCAGUACAUCUGUCCACACCUGGCAGUAAAAAUGUCUCUCCAGCGACCACGUGUGAUCAGAUCACACUUCCAAGCUCUAUAUGCAAAUUAACACAUAAUGUCUGUUCAUAAAGCCCAAAUAGAAAGUAGGAAGUUUGAGCUUGUGUGCGUGCGUGCGUGCGUGCGUGUGUGUGUGUGUCUUGGUUUGAGAUGGAUAGAGCAGAGUGAAUCUGCGCACAGCUGUUCAAUGAAAUAAGAUUUAUCCAUUUUAGAAAACGUGGAGGCCAAUAUUAAUAUUGUGGCAGUAUCUACUAAACUGACUAGAGUAUAAAUACUUAUGGGUCAGAGGACGUCAGCUGAAUAGGUGAUCCUUCAAUGUGGCUCAGGACGCAUUCACGUUCUUGAUCGAUCAGGUCUCAAAUGUACGGUGGCUGAGAGAGCUCAAUGCAAAACAAAUUAAGAAAACACAUGCAAAUCGAAAAAACAACUUCAUCAAUUUGAUGACACAAUAUCUGCAAAAAGUCAAAACACAGGCAAAUACAGAAACGCGCUGCAAAUUGCGAAAACGACAAUGUUUCCAGGGGACCCAAAAAAGUGAUGAACCUGUCUGUAGUUCAAUGUUUUGUGAAGUUCGAUCACCACUGACGAGAAGCCGACUUCAAUAACGUCACAAAGAUUUGAACCCGUCGUUAAAUUGAUGUCUUCUUGUGUUGUGACGUUUUGCAGCGCUUGUGUUGUGUUUUCUUGAUUUGCAGUACGCCAACGUACAAAUGUGUCACCACUGCAUCACUUCUCGGAUCACUCAGGAUGGAUGUUAGUACCGGGUCUGUUAACUGAUACUCUGAUGUUCUUCCACAUCAGCCAACCUGCUGUUUUUGUUUAAAUGGGACCAUCACGUCAAUUGAUGCCUUCCUAUUAUCAGUAUGUAUCCACUUCCCCAAUGAUUACAGAUUGUCUCCUAUGUCAACUAGAUGAUUCUGGUAUUAUUAUUAUUAUUAUUAUUAGCACAAGUAGAUCAAGGUGUGACAUUUUUCACAGUCCAAGGUGAACAUACAGUAAUGACAUCAUUUAAAUGGUACAUUUUUCCAAUUGUGGAGUGAUGUUUUAAGCCUGCUUGUCAGGUAAGCUCCAUUAGGGUUUGUGCUCUAACAAUAUCUGCACGGUUUUGCAUCCCAUCUGCUUUUCACCACUGCAUGCUAGUGUAUUUUGUGUCAUUAAUUACAGCAGAAAUAAUUUAUCCUCUUUCUGUUCAGUUUUUCAUAUGAUCUCUUGCCAUUCUGUCAUGUGAAGGUGCAAUUUAAGAGAGGGUUUAGGGAAGCUUGGUUUGCUGCUGUGGAUGCUAAUAUGACCCUACUAUGCAGAUACAUGUAUUUGCAUAGUUUUAUUCAUUGCUACCAGUUGCAAAAAGUAAUUUAAAAAAAGAAAGGUUCAUGCACAUGUUUUUUUUGCAGUUCACACAGGUUGGGUUCAGUUCAUUUGCUAUGUUUGGUUGUAGUUUGCAAAUGGUUCAAUCUAAAUUUUAACUGAAAUACGCUGAGUACAGCAAUUCAACCAAGCAGCUGAAAGUUGAGCAGGUUCAGUUCAGUGGUUACAAAACAUAUAACUCCGAAAUUUGAAGCUCCAUCAUCAAAAUUUAAGGUAUUGUUAACAAAAGCAUAAACUUGUUUUGGGUUUAAAAGGUUGAGGCUUACAAAUAGUUGGUCCAGCUCUAAAUUCGUUAGCUGGUAGUGUGCUCCGGGUGAAGUGAUGGAUGAUAUUAGCGAUUGGUUCAGUUUUGUGGUCCGUUAGCAUCCCGUUCAAUCAGUGAAGAAACUUCUUGUAUGCAACAUGUCAUGGUCUGAAUUUUGACUCUGAUCAUCAAAGCUGAAGGUAUAAAGCAGAAAGAUAUUAACCCACAGUUUUUCUCUGAGCUCAAUAGAAACUGUGACACAUUCUUCAUGCAAAACAUGCUCUGAAAUGUGAAGCCUAGAUGACACAGAGACAUUAGCCCACUGCUGGAUAUUUGUCAUCAGUUUUCAUUUUAUUUCAUCAGCCAGUAAAGAUAAAUCAAGCUAAGAGUGUCCAGCAUAUUUAUAAUUGGGGAACAAACACUCCUACCAAACCUUUCUGAAAAUUAAAGUUAUGCAAAUAGUAAAAUGAAGGCUAAAAUGUUGCCAUUGUCUUUUCCUUUUUUGUUUUUCAUUUAAUUUCGAUGUACUUACUUGGGCAGCCUCAGUGAGAAUAAGUUGUACAGGACAGUUGUAUGCAGCACAGUCCAGUCUUGAUGUGAGCCGUGUGGUAGGAGUGGAAACUAAAAGUAUGGUGCCUUGAUUUGAAGUUGUCUCGUGACCGUACGGUGACAUUUGCACACUUUGUAUGACUUUAUCUUCUCUUAAUAUGUUGUACAAUGUUGAAUAUUUUUUGAUGUUUUAUUUUGGCCCAAAAAAGAAAAGUAUAAACAUGAUAUUUGUGUAAAAAGGUCCUUGCUGUAAUAUAUUUGCUAUCCAUUCGUGUACAGUACUGGUGUUUUACUAAUGCAGGACGUGAGACAGGAGACGGUAUACUUCUCGAUGUUAUUAAUGCCCACUGUAGUAGACUGAGUGUCGGCAUAUUUCAAGUCACAGUCAUCAAAUCAAACUGAAUAGGUUUUCUAACUCAUUCUCUCAGGUGAUUUCUCAGUGGCCCAGAAUGUUCUCAAUGAGUAUGAUGUUCAGAAAUGUGAAACGAUGUAUUUCUCAUGUCAUGUUUCUUAAGUCACAUAUAAUUUGUACUGUUGAAAUAUUAAAGAAAGAUAUGUACUCGA
This is a messenger RNA of Hippoglossus stenolepis (Pacific halibut), 7875 nucleotides long. RefSeq lists its product as uncharacterized. Gene Ontology annotation, biological process: protein dephosphorylation; negative regulation of MAPK cascade. Gene Ontology annotation, molecular function: protein tyrosine/threonine phosphatase activity; MAP kinase tyrosine/serine/threonine phosphatase activity. Gene Ontology annotation, cellular component: cytoplasm. The record is from RefSeq and is a predicted model, not a curated record. NCBI's taxonomy places the organism in Eukaryota, Metazoa, Chordata, Actinopteri, Pleuronectiformes, Pleuronectidae. The coding region runs from base 781 to 2016 and encodes 411 amino acids. The transcript is spliced from 4 exons.